CUUCUUCUGUAAUAAAAAAGUGAUUGCCAUGGAAGGACAAAGUGUAGUUGUGAUCCAUGAUGCGUCUACAGAAAUCAAUGUAAGAGUUUUUGAAUGGUCUCUACAUGGCUUGUCACUCGUGCCAGGAGAUAUGCUCACACUAAUUGCUGUCUUGCACCAGGUUAUCACUCCUAUGGGUUACAAAAGCAGUGUAGACAGCAGGUUAAUGUUUGGAGCAAACCAGAAGAUGAUUGAGGCAGAAGCUGCUAGAAAGAAGGAAGAAUAUAUGAAGCAUCCCGAGCUUACUCGGAUUUUUAGACUAUACAAAUCAGAAAAGGUUGGAUUUAAUAUAGAAAUGGCUACAGGCUCAUCACUGAAGGCAGUUGCACUGAAAUCAGCCACGAAAUUAAAGGCAACUUGGCUCAUACUAGACAGGUCAGAUGAAAUUAAACUGAUAAUCUGAAUUAUCUCUAUUCUCAUGGAUGGACUAGGCAUUCAAAAAUGAUAUAUGGGGCAAAAUGUCUAAUCAUGCUGGUUACCCACUCAAGCACUAGCAAGUUGGCCUGGACAAUACAGCUACUUAAAUUGAAGAAAACAUAGAACACAAGAAGAAAGAUAGAAUGAUAGAAUGAUAGAUAAGAUGACACAUACAAAUCUGUGUAUCGUAGCCCGUAGGUGAAGUUAAAUUUAAUAACCUAGUUAUAUAAUAUUUGAAAAUCAUACAUUGGUCGAACUCAAAUCUAUACAAAUCCAUACAUGUAGUGCAGCAUAUUUAAGAGCUUAAAAUAACUUCAGGAUGUGGGUAAAUGUAUAGAAAUAUACCUUUCUUUUGCUAAAA
Messenger RNA from Cajanus cajan (pigeon pea), 817 nucleotides. The record is from RefSeq and is a predicted model, not a curated record. Lineage: Eukaryota; Viridiplantae; Streptophyta; Magnoliopsida; Fabales; Fabaceae.